AUGACGCACCAACAAUUGGUUGAAUUCGCGAUUGGACUAGCUAAUAGCAAUCAGUGUUUCUUGUGGGUCUUGAGGCCUAACGCAGUGAAUGAAGACACAACGAUUCUUCCUAAAGAGUUUGUUGAGGAAACAAGGGAGAGAGGCUUUUUAUCUGGGUGGUGCCCACAAGAGAGAGUGCUGUGCCACCCUUCAAUCGGAGGGUUCUUGACUCAUUAUGGAUGGAACUCGACCAUCGAGAGCUUGUCAGCCGGAGUUCCGAUGCUGUGCUGGCCGUGCUUCGGAGACCAAACAACGAAUUGCAAGUAUAUAUGUGAUGAUUGGGGGGUUGGGUUGGAGAUGGAUGGUAAUGUGAAGAGAGAUAAAGUGGAGAGGCUUGUCAGGGAGUUGAUGGAAGGAGAAGUGGGGAAGAAAAUGAGACGCAAGGCCAUGGAGUGGAAGAAGAUGGCAGAAGAAGCAGUCGGCGAAAAAGGGUCAUCUUCCAUGAAUUUGGAGAAGUUGCUAGACGAGGUUUUGUCUAAAUAG
Molecule: messenger RNA, 522 nt
Organism: Eucalyptus grandis
Lineage: Eukaryota; Viridiplantae; Streptophyta; Magnoliopsida; Myrtales; Myrtaceae
Product: (R)-mandelonitrile beta-glucosyltransferase-like
Exons: 1
Coding region: 1-522 (173 amino acids)
Molecular function (GO): UDP-glycosyltransferase activity
Source: RefSeq, a predicted model, not a curated record